AUGUCAAUAUCUCAGUGUGGCGUCUGCCAUGAGCAGGAGUCCAAGUACAAGUGUCCAAUAUGCGAGCUGAGAUAUUGCUCUCUUAUCUGCUACAGGACUCACAAGCUCAACCACACGGAUGAGAAAGCCACUGUGAUUCAGCAAGCCGCAGCCAGACAACGCGAUCGACCGGGCACGAAGCACCGAGUGCCAAAAGUCGACCUCACAGGCUUCGAGGACGAUGCCGAAUUCAAGCGUCUGAUGCAGAGAUACCCCAUGCUCCAGGCCCAGCUGCAGGUCGCAUAUGGCCUCACCCUCGAGCCCAGCCCUGAAGACAAAUUCAGCUGGAGCCGAGGACCAUUACUCGGUGCUCUCGACCCGAGCAGAGGCCGUUCGACACGCGGACGAGGCAACGACCGUAGGGGUGGCCGAGGUGGACGGGGUUCGCGGGGUGGCCGAGGUGGAAGGCAUGAUGUGGAAGAAGCCAGUGAGGAACGGCAGAGGGGAGCAUGGACGCAAGACAAAGGGGAUAAGGAGGCUUUGCUUGCUAUCAAGAAGAUGAAGACGGGUGGGGAGAGGGAUGAGAAGGCGGAGGGUAUGCGGGAAUUUGUUGAGUUGUGUCAGAUGAGAUUUGGCUCUGGAAGGGCGGAUAAGGGUGAAGCUGAGUUCAAGGCGGUGGGUGUUUGA
Molecule: messenger RNA, 666 nt
Organism: Recurvomyces mirabilis
Lineage: Eukaryota; Fungi; Ascomycota; Dothideomycetes; Mycosphaerellales; Teratosphaeriaceae
Exons: 2
Coding region: 1-666 (221 amino acids)
Biological process (GO): box C/D snoRNP assembly; snoRNA localization; maturation of LSU-rRNA from tricistronic rRNA transcript (SSU-rRNA, 5.8S rRNA, LSU-rRNA)
Cellular component (GO): nucleus; pre-snoRNP complex
Source: RefSeq, a predicted model, not a curated record